UUUACGGCAGCCGGUUCCCACAACAGACAACAACAUGGCAGCCGCGGCGCAGUGUCCCGGUGCUGAAGAGGUUUUAAUGGAAGACCAAGAGAGUUCAGCAGCGGGGGAAGACAGCGGGACACCGGGAGCUGCUGCCCGGGACAAACCCGUGUGUCUCAUCGUGCUAGGCAUGGCCGGGUCCGGAAAGACCACCUUCGUUCAGAGGCUGACGGCUCACCUUCACUCUGGUAAAGCUCCUCCAUAUGUCAUCAACCUGGACCCUGCCGUUCAUGAAGUCCCUUUUCCUGCAAACAUUGACAUCAGGGACACUGUGAACUACAAGGAGGUGAUGAAGCAGUACGGCCUUGGACCAAAUGGAGGCAUCGUGACAUCACUCAACCUAUUCGCCACACGCUUUGAUCAGGUGAUGCAGUUCAUAGAGAAGAAGCAGCAGAAUCACAGGUAUGUGUUAAUUGACACCCCGGGUCAGAUUGAAGUCUUCACUUGGUCUGCGUCUGGAACCAUCAUCACAGAGGCUCUGGCGUCAUCCUUCCCCUGUGUCGUGAUCUAUGUGAUGGACACGUCCCGCAGCGUCAACCCCGUCACUUUCAUGUCCAACAUGCUGUACGCCUGCAGUAUUCUUUACAAGACCAAGCUGCCCUUCAUCGUUGUCAUGAACAAGACCGACAUUAUCGACCACAGCUUUGCAGUGGAGUGGAUGCAGGACUUUGAGGUUUUCCAGGAUGCCUUGAACCAGGAAACCUCGUAUGUCAGCAACCUGACGCGCUCCAUGAGUCUGGUGCUGGACGAGUUCUACACCAACCUGAGGGUGGUGGGCGUGUCUGCGGUGACAGGAAGUGGAUUGGAUGAGCUGUUUUCUCAGGUAGAGGAUGCGGCUGAGGAGUAUGAGAGGGACUAUCGACCCGAAUACGAAAGACUGCGCAAACAGCUGGCGGAGGCGCAGAGUAAGAAGCAGCAGGAGCAGAUGGAGCGGCUCCGGAAGGACCUGGGAGCUGUUGACAUGACGACCACAGCUUCAACAGAGGAUGCUGAUGUAGCUGGGCCCAGUGACCUUAUCAUGACACGUGGUAACCCUGAUGAAGAGGAGGAGGAGGUGGACAGUGACACGGACGACAUCGAUCACAACGCAACGGAGGAGAGCAAAGAGACUGAUGCCUUUGGAAACUUCCUGAAGGAGAGGAAGGAAGUGGUUCAGGUCCGAAACAGAAAGUGUGCAAUGCCUGACCCCUGACCUCUGCAGCCUGACCCCCGACCUCUGCAGCCUGACCUGUAACUCUGUCGGAGAGAAAGACAGUGACAGAAUGAAGGUGAGGGAAAUAGAAAACCUCCCAAAUGUUUCCCUCGGUGGGUACAGACUAUCAUCUGGAAGAGAUGCUGUGGAAGUACAGUAUGUUUUUACUCCAGUA
Plectropomus leopardus (leopard coralgrouper) is the source of this 1406-nucleotide messenger RNA. It is a transcript of the gene gpn1, whose product is annotated as GPN-loop GTPase 1. Lineage: Eukaryota; Metazoa; Chordata; Actinopteri; Perciformes; Serranidae. Gene Ontology annotation, molecular function: GTPase activity; ATP hydrolysis activity. The record is from RefSeq and is a predicted model, not a curated record.